AAGAGGAGGAAGCCUCCCCCCCAAUGCUUUUGCUCGUAUAUAUAGAGAGGCUAGAAGAGCGUUUUCGAAGGAGAAGAACCCGGGCGAGAGAGAGAGAGAGAGAGGCUUUGAAAGAUGGAUAGUCUCAGAAACAGAGGCAUGUUUCGGGUGUCAGUAUGUGGGGAAGAAGAGAUAGAGCAUCUGUCAAGAGAUAGUAGUCAUUACAGUCUAUCGACUGGGAUUCUCCCGUCGCUUGGAGCCAGAAGUAACCGUAGAGUCAAGCUCAGGAGAUUCAUUGUUUCCCCUUAUGAUCGUCGUUACAGGGUAUGGGAAACUUUUCUGGUUAUUUUGGUCGUCUAUACAGCUUGGGUAUCACCAUUUGAAUUUGGAUUCCUUAAAAAACCAGAGUCACCACUCUCCGUUACUGAUAAUGUUGUUAAUGGAUUCUUUGCCCUGGAUAUUAUUCUCACCUUCUUUGUUGCAUACCUUGAUAAAACUACAUAUCUACUCAUUGAUGAUCCGAAGAAGAUUGCUUGGAAGUAUGGCAGUUCCUGGUUGGCUUUGGACAUUAUAUCCACAAUACCAUCCGAACUUGCUCAGAAGAUUUCCCCUAAGCCAUUGCGUUCAUAUGGCUUAUUUAAUAUGCUUCGCCUUUGGCGUCUGCGCAGAGUUAGUGCCUUAUUUUCCAGGUUAGAAAAAGACAAGAACUACAACUACUUCUGGGUUCGAUGUGCAAAACUUAUUUGUGUUACCCUUUUUGCGGUUCAUAGUGCUGGAUGCUUCUAUUAUCUUAUUGCUGCUCGAUAUCAUGAUCCUGGAAGAACAUGGAUUGGAGCAUCUUUGGGAGACAAUUUCCUUGAACAGAGCUUGUCAAUUCGAUAUGUGACAGCAAUUUACUGGUCUAUCACUACACUGACUACUGUUGGCUAUGGGGAUUUGCAUCCUGUGAAUACUAGGGAAAUGAUAUUUGACAUUUUCUACAUGCUCUUCAACCUUGGAUUGACAGCAUAUUUGAUUGGAAACAUGACAAACUUGGUUGUCCAUGGAACCAGCCGAACUAGAAGAUUUAGGGAUACCAUUCAAGCUGCUUCAAGUUUUGCCCAAAGAAACCAAUUGCCGCCUCGCCUACAGGAUCAGAUGCUUGCACAUUUAUGUCUGAAGUUCAGGACAGAUUCCGAGGGGCUGCAGCAGCAAGAGACUCUUGAUUCCCUUCCUAAAGCUAUCCGUUCAAGCAUUUCACACUAUCUUUUCUACUCUCUUAUGGAUAAGGUGUACUUGUUUCGUGGUGUAUCGAAUGACUUGCUUUUUCAGCUGGUCUCAGAGAUGAAAGCUGAAUAUUUUCCUCCCAAAGAAGAUGUCAUCCUGCAGAAUGAAGCACCUACAGAUUUCUACGUCCUUGUCAGUGGUGCUGUGGAUCUAUUGGUUCUCAAAAAUGGAGCUGAACAGGUUGUUGGAGAGGCAAAAACAGGUGAUCUCUUGGGUGAGAUAGGAGUGCUUUGUUAUAGGCCACAACUCUUUACAGUACGUACAAAACGAUUGUGCCAACUACUACGGCUAAACCGUACUACAUUCCUGAACAUUAUUCAGGCCAAUGUUGGAGAUGGCACCAUAAUCAUGAAUAAUCUCCUUCAGCAUUUGAAAGACAUGAAUGACCCAAUUAUGGAGGGAGUUUUAAUGGAGACAGAGAACAUGCUAGCUCGUGGGAGAAUGGACCUACCCCUCAAUCUUUGCUUUGCCACACUCAGGGGAGAUGACUUGUUGUUGCAUCAGCUAUUGAAAAGGGGGCUUGAUCCUAAUGAGUCAGACAACAAUGGAAGAACAGCUCUGCAUAUAGCUGCAAUGAAAGGAAGUGAGAACUGCGUUAUUCUCUUACUGGAUUAUGGUGCAAAUCCUAACUGUAAAGAUUUUUUUUUUUAAUUGGGGGAAGGAGAUUCGAACCCUUCUCUCUAGCCAGGGGGAUCAUGCACCAAUCAAUGAGUUAAAUGCUCGGGUGUUUUUCUCUCUUUAGAUUUGCAGAUGAAAGAGUGUAAAAAUGCAGAAGCUUUACUAUGCUGCGAGAGAUACAUUUUUUUCUCCUCUAUUUGCCCUUUUAGUUUCAAUAAUGAGUGGCAACUCUUUGAUAUCAUCAUCAAAUUUUUGGUCAAUUAUUUUCUUAAUAUGAAGACCAAAUCAUGCCAAUAUAUUUUUGUUGACCAGCUUAUUCUCUUAUUUAGAGCUGCUAUUUGUAUGACUUAUGUAUCAGAUAUCCUUCUGUGAUAGUUGCUAAAAAAAAUAGUACUCUUUUUGAUUUAAUAGUUCUGAAAUUAUUUAAAAUGUCUCUGAUAAGAUGUUUGGCACCUUCUAUGAUUUAGUUAAACAAUUAGCCCUAAAAUGUCAAACAAAAUUAUCUUGACAAGACUUGUUAUAGUUGACUUUCCUUUCUUGGUUAACAUGUCCUGUUUAUAAGUCUAUGGAUUUGUGAAUUCAUGUUCAGUAUUUCAAAUAAUUCUGUAAUUAUGAUGGAUUAGCUAAAAUAGUUUGAAUUAUUUGGUCAAAACCUUUAAGAUCCUCCUCAAGCAUUUUUUUUUAAUCCCACAGCAGGAUAUGAUUCAAGAAAUAAUUUGCAGUUCAACUGAUUUGUUUAUUUU
Molecule: messenger RNA, 2606 nt
Organism: Theobroma umbraticum
Lineage: Eukaryota; Viridiplantae; Streptophyta; Magnoliopsida; Malvales; Malvaceae
Source: RefSeq, a predicted model, not a curated record